AUGUCUCGAACGUCAAAUCAACCGGAGCCACAUAUUCUUCCUGCGCAACUGGAUGAUGAUGAAAAACGUGUAUUAGCUGAUUGUGAACGAGAGUCACUUUAUUAUCGUAGUAUACCAUUAGGUCUUAUGACAUUGUUUGCAACACAAUUCGCUAUGUCAAAAAAUUUAAUAAAACCACAAGGAAAAUGGAUUAAACUUACUGCAAGUUUAUUUUCUGGUUAUAUCCUUGGCAAAAUAUCAUAUGCACCAGCAUGUCGAAAUAAAAUUCUUACACAAAUUCCUAAUAGCAAUCUAGCAUAUGCAAUUCGUGGUAUUAAUACUCCACACGAAUCAACUAAUUCAGACGAACAAGAUUCAACAACUUACAUACCAAGAAAAUCAAGAGAUCCGAAUGAACCUGUUGUUUUUUUACCAGAUCCUGUUGAACUUGAUACUCUCACCAUGCCAGUCGGUGUUAAUCAGUAUGGUGAUCCAAUUUAUGAUACGACUAAAUAA
Molecule: messenger RNA, 495 nt
Organism: Rotaria socialis
Lineage: Eukaryota; Metazoa; Rotifera; Eurotatoria; Philodinida; Philodinidae
Source: the annotation of a GenBank genome assembly